This is a messenger RNA of Ananas comosus (pineapple), 1674 nucleotides long. Its product is annotated as long chain base biosynthesis protein 2a-like. Gene Ontology annotation, cellular component: serine palmitoyltransferase complex. Bases 63 to 1544 code for a protein of 493 amino acids. The record is from RefSeq and is a predicted model, not a curated record. Gene Ontology annotation, molecular function: serine C-palmitoyltransferase activity; pyridoxal phosphate binding. NCBI's taxonomy places the organism in Eukaryota, Viridiplantae, Streptophyta, Magnoliopsida, Poales, Bromeliaceae. The transcript has 14 exons. Gene Ontology annotation, biological process: sphingosine biosynthetic process; ceramide biosynthetic process.
CUCUCUCUCUCUCUCUCUCUCUCUCUGGGGUUCGGGGGACGACGAGGGCGAAGGAGACGAAGAUGGUGCGGCUCCCCUACACGACCGCGCUCACCACGCUCUUCAGCUACGGCCUCCUCUUCGCCUUCGGCCAACUCCGCGAUCUCUUCCGCAAGCUCCUCGAUUGGUUCCGAUCCAAGGACCUCAAGGGUUACGCGCCGAUCUGCUUGGGGCUCGAGGAUUUCUACGUUCGAAGGCUCUAUCUCCGCAUCCAGGAUUGUUUCGGUAGACCAAUUGCUAGCGCACCAGAUGCUUGGAUUGAUGUAGUUGAGCGCUACUCGAAUGACAAUAACAAGACAUUACACCGAACCUCAAAUAGUACCAAAUGCCUUAACCUAGGAUCAUACAACUACCUAGGUUUUGCGGCGGCAGAUGAGUACUGCACUCCCCGUGUUAUCGAGUCUUUGAAGAAAUACUCGCCCAGUACCUGCAGUGUUCGUGUGGAUGGAGGCACGACUCAGCUGCACGCUGAACUAGAGGAGUUAGUUGCUCGCUUCGUCGGUAAACCUGCUGCUGUACUCUUCGGCAUGGGUUAUGUUACAAACUCUGCCAUCAUUCCUUGCCUUAUUGGGAAGGGAGGGCUGCUCAUUAGUGAUUCGCUAAACCACAAUUCAAUUGUUAAUGGCGCUCGAGGAUCGGGUGCGACCGUCAGAGUUUUCCAACAUAAUUCUCCCUCUCACUUGGAAGAGGUGUUGAGAGAGCAAAUAGCUGAGGGACAGCCUCGGACGCAUAGGCCGUGGAAGAAGAUAAUUGUUAUUGUCGAGGGUAUCUAUAGUAUGGAAGGAGAGCUUUGCAAGCUUCCUGAGAUCAUAGCCGUCUGCAAGAAAUAUAAGGCAUACACAUAUUUAGAUGAGGCCCACAGCAUUGGUGCAAUUGGGAAAUCCGGCCGUGGUGUUUGUGAGCUCCUAGGAGUUGAUCCCGCGGAUGUAGAUAUCAUGAUGGGGACCUUCACCAAAUCAUUUGGAUCUUGCGGAGGUUACAUCGCAGCUUCAAAGGAAAUAAUUCAGUACCUAAAGUACACAUGCCCGGCUCAUCUUUACGCAACCUCCAUGUCACCACCCGCAGUUCAACAAGUUAUUUCUGCGAUUAAAGUUAUCCUUGGCGAAGAUGGAUCCAAUAGAGGUGCCCAAAAACUUGCGCGCAUUCGUGAGAACAGCAACUUCUUCCGAUCGGAGCUCCAGAAAAUGGGCUUCGAGGUUCUCGGCGACAAUGACUCGCCAGUUAUGCCGAUAAUGCUUUACAACCCCGCGAAAAUCCCUGCUUUCUCUAGAGAAUGCCUCCGACAAAAUGUUGCCGUCGUGACCGUCGCAUUCCCCGCGACCCCGCUCCUCCUGGCGAGGGCUCGAAUCUGCAUCUCCGCUGCGCACACCCGCGAAGACAUGAUCAAAGGCCUCGAGGUUAUCAGCAAAGUUGGCGAUCUCGUCGGCAUCAAGUACUUCCCCACGGAGCCGCCCAAGCUCGCCAAAGAGGCCCACAAGAAGCCUGUUGCAGUAAUUUUGCCUUAAUGAAGUGUGAGAGAGAGAGUAGCAUUGUCGCCGAGAGGUUUUGUGGUUGUGACAUAAUAGGGGUGUAAUGUGCGCAGCUCCAGCACAACCUAGAUUUUUUUUUUUUAUAUAUAUUUUUGAAGCUCAAAUA